AUGCAAAAGCCCAUUGUGAAUCUUUCUCAAUCACAAUUACAAUCACCUGUUGUUCCACAUAUCAUUCCACCACCAUCAACUUCUCCAAUUCCAUCCACCACUAUUACUCCAUCCACCACCAUUCAGGUUCCACAAACAGUUCAAACUCCACUUGUUUCCACUAUUUCCACUUCAACUCCAUUACGUUCACCUAUUUUCACUGAAUCUACCACCACCACUACCACUACAACUCAACCUCCACCAAUUCCAAAUGAAGAAUCUCAGCCUGAAGAGAAUGAUGUUUUUCAUGUUUCGGAUGAUGAUGAAGUUGCAGUUGCUGGAUCCUUUCCAUCUUUUCAAGAACCAGUUCUAGCAGACUCUUUGCUAGACGAUGAAAGAGAUCUUGAUGAUGAAACUACUACGGCUCCUGCUACUCGCAAAGACUAUCAAAUUUUGAAUCGCAAGCUAAAUGCUUUGGUUCAUAGGGUUGAUUCUUUCUCUCCUACAAAUUUCAAAAUAUGA
Messenger RNA from Lactuca virosa, 501 nucleotides. The record is from the annotation of a GenBank genome assembly. NCBI's taxonomy places the organism in Eukaryota, Viridiplantae, Streptophyta, Magnoliopsida, Asterales, Asteraceae.